Molecule: messenger RNA, 1678 nt
Organism: Scomber japonicus (chub mackerel)
Lineage: Eukaryota; Metazoa; Chordata; Actinopteri; Scombriformes; Scombridae
Gene: dkc1
Product: dyskeratosis congenita 1, dyskerin
Exons: 14
Coding region: 28-1539 (503 amino acids)
Biological process (GO): mRNA pseudouridine synthesis; box H/ACA sno(s)RNA 3'-end processing; snRNA pseudouridine synthesis
Cellular component (GO): box H/ACA snoRNP complex
Molecular function (GO): pseudouridine synthase activity; RNA binding
Source: RefSeq, a predicted model, not a curated record
CGCGCUCUCAGAGACGCUCAGUUCAAGAUGGCGGACGCAGGAGGAGCGUCAGUGAAGAAGAAGAAGAUGAAGAAAAUCAGCGAAGAAGAAGUUGGGGAAGUUCAGCAGAGCGGCGACUUCCUGAUCCAAUCAGAGUCCAGAGUGGCGGCGCUGGACACGUCUCAUUGGCCGCUGCUGCUGAAGAAUUUCGACAAACUGAACAUCCGAACUGCGCACUACACGCCGCUAGCUAACGGCAGCAACCCGCUAAAGAGGAACAUCAGCGACUACGUCAGGUCGGGUUUUAUUAAUCUGGACAAACCGGCGAACCCGUCGUCUCACGAGGUGGUGGCGUGGAUACGAAGGAUUCUGCGCGUGGAGAAGACGGGACACAGCGGGACGCUCGACCCGAAGGUCACCGGCUGCCUGAUCGUCUGCGUGGAUCGAGCCACGCGAUUGGUCAAGUCUCAGCAGAGCGCCGGGAAGGAGUACGUGGGAAUCGUCCGGCUGCACAACGCCAUCGACAGCGAGCACACGCUAGCUCGGGCGUUGGAGACGCUGACCGGCGCCUUGUUCCAGCGGCCGCCGCUGAUCGCCGCCGUGAAACGUCAACUGAGAGUCCGAACGAUCUACGAGAGCAAACUGAUCGAGUACGACCCGGAGAGGAGGCUCGGUAUCUUCUGGGUCAGCUGUGAGGCUGGGACUUAUAUUCGGACCCUGUGUGUCCACAUGGGGCUGCUGCUGGGGGUCGGAGGUCAGAUGCAGGAACUGAGGCGGGUUCGCUCCGGCGUCCUGGGAGAGAAGGACAACAUGGUGACGAUGCACGACGUCCUGGACGCUCAGUGGCAGUUCGAUCACAACAAAGACGAAACGUAUCUGCGGCGAGUCAUUUACCCGCUAGAGAAGCUGCUGGUGUCCCACAAACGCCUCGUCAUGAAGGACAGCGCCGUGAACGCUAUCUGCUACGGAGCAAAGAUCAUGCUGCCAGGUGUCCUCAGGUACGAAGAUGGUAUCGAGAUCAACCAGGACAUCGUUGUCAUAACGACCAAGGGCGAGGCCAUCUGUACAGCCGUCGCUCUGAUGACCACGGCGGUCAUCUCUACCUGUGAUCACGGCAUCGUCGCUAAGAUUAAAAGAGUGAUCAUGGAGCGAGACACGUAUCCUCGGAAGUGGGGUCUGGGACCAAAGGCCAGUCAGAAGAAGAUGAUGAUUCAGAAAGGACUCCUAGACAAGCACGGCAAACCCAACGGCAGCACCCCCGCCGACUGGAAGACCCAGUAUGUGGACUACAGCGUCUCGAAGGUGAAGGAGGAACCAACGGACUCAUUAAAGAGGAAGCGGGAAGCCGCAGACAGCGACGCCGAGCCGGUGACGGCGGCCGAGGACGCAAAGAAAGAGAAAAAGAAGAAGAAAAAAGAGAAGAAGGCAAAACUGGAGGAGGAGGAGGAGGCGGCGGCGGAGGAGGCGGAGCCUGGCGACGCAGAGACAGAGGUUUCGGGAGAAAUCGUCAAAAAGAAGAAAAAGAAGAAGAAACAGAAAGAUGGCGACGCGUCAGAGUGACAGGAAGCUCCGCCCACUGUCACACCUGUGACGCAAAGCAUUCUGGGAGUUUAAUAAUGGACUGAAAGAUGUUUUUGUUUUUUAUAAAAAAAUCUUAUUUUGUUUUUUUCAUCUGUAAAUAAAUAAACAGUUUUAUGUA